GUACCACUUAAUCAAAAUUCUUAAACUAUGAUUAACACCAUGCAAUUCAUACCGAUUGAUUGCUCUCCACCUGUCAAAUCCCACUUCAUCACACCAACCAACUUAAUAACAUUCUCAUAAACCACAAACCUUAUAACUUACUAUAAAUUAGACCUCACAAAUUUGCUGUUUCAUCACUUCUUACACAUAAUCACAAAUUUACACACUGUCCAAUAUUCUAAUGGCAUAUUUGUUUUGUGUUCCUUAUGCUAAUUAUGCAAUGCUUGUUGUAACAUUUUUAAUAACUACUACAUCUUUCAUGGUAGCUUUAGCUGGAAACUUAGAUCAAAAUGUUGGUAUCACUUGGGGAGAUGGAAGAGGUAAGAUUUUGAACAAUGGUCAGCUUCUUACUCUGUCUCUAGACAGAGUCUCUGGCUCUGGUUUUCAAUCCAACAAUCAAUAUCUUUAUGGUAAGAUUGACAUGCAAAUCAAACUUGUUCCUGGAAAUUCAGCUGGCACAGUCACCGCUUAUUAUUUACGUUCAGAAGGGUCAUCUUGGGAUGAGAUAGAUUUUGAGUUCUUGGGAAAUUUGAGUGGUGAUCCUUAUAUAGUUCAUACCAAUGUGUACACACAAGGCAAAGGUGACAGAGAGCAACAGUUUUAUCUUUGGUUUGACCCAACUACAGAUUUUCACACAUAUUCCUUUCUCUGGAAUCCUGCACAUGUUGUAUUCUAUAUUGAUGGGAGACCAAUUAGGGAAUUCAAGAACUUAGAGAGUGAAGGUGUUCCCUAUCCAAAGAAUCAGCCAAUGAAAUUAUAUUCAAGUCUAUGGAAUGCUGAUGAUUGGGCUACAAGAGGUGGACUUGUGAAAACAGAUUGGACUCAAGCUCCAUUUACUGCUUCAUUUAGAAACUUCAAAGCCCAUGGUUGUGUUUGGUCUAAUGGAGUUUCUUCUUGCAACUCCAACUCUUCUUCUAAUAAUGCUUGGUUAUCUCAACAGCUAGAUUCUACAAAUCAGAAGAGAUUAAAAUGGGUGCAGAAGAAUUAUAUGAUUUAUAAUUAUUGCAAUGAUCUUAAGCGAUUCCCUCAAGGUCUUCCUUUGGAAUGCACCGUCAGCACCAAAUAAUUGAAUAAACCUAAAAAAAAAUAAAAAUUGUGAAUGUCUCAAUCUUUUUAUAAUUUGCCAUCAUUCUUUGAGCUAUGUUAGUAGUCUUUUUUGUAACUCGUUAUUGUAAAUAAAUUUUAUGUAUGUAAUAUAAAUAAUAUUUCAAUUUCA
Molecule: messenger RNA, 1255 nt
Organism: Trifolium pratense (red clover)
Lineage: Eukaryota; Viridiplantae; Streptophyta; Magnoliopsida; Fabales; Fabaceae
Product: probable xyloglucan endotransglucosylase/hydrolase protein 23
Exons: 3
Coding region: 221-1105 (294 amino acids)
Biological process (GO): xyloglucan metabolic process; cell wall biogenesis
Cellular component (GO): apoplast; cell wall
Molecular function (GO): hydrolase activity, hydrolyzing O-glycosyl compounds; xyloglucan:xyloglucosyl transferase activity
Source: RefSeq, a predicted model, not a curated record